Sinocyclocheilus anshuiensis is the source of this 1242-nucleotide messenger RNA. RefSeq names its product 1-acylglycerol-3-phosphate O-acyltransferase 9, like (gene agpat9l). The coding region runs from base 1 to 1242 and encodes 413 amino acids. NCBI's taxonomy places the organism in Eukaryota, Metazoa, Chordata, Actinopteri, Cypriniformes, Cyprinidae. The record is from RefSeq and is a predicted model, not a curated record. Gene Ontology annotation, biological process: triglyceride biosynthetic process. The transcript is spliced from 12 exons. Gene Ontology annotation, cellular component: endoplasmic reticulum. Gene Ontology annotation, molecular function: glycerol-3-phosphate O-acyltransferase activity.
AUGGCACUUUGCACAAACGGCACAAAAUCCCUUGCGAAAAAGAAGUUUAUUCAAUGGGCAACACACAGAAUCCAAAGGGCGAGUAGAGCAGAGGAGAUACUGAAACAUUCCGCAUCAAAUGGUUUAAUUCAGCGGGAUAAUUCGUCUUUGGAGCAGGAGAUCGAGGAGUUGCGUCGGAACAGGCCAAAGUCGGCCGAGCGUGGAGACUUCACUCUGAGCGACGUCCUGUACUUCACCAGGAAAGGCAUUGAGAGCAUUGUGGAAGACGAUGUCACGCAGAGAUUCACCUCAGAGGAGCUGGUGUCCUGGAACCUCCUCACCCGAACCAACAACAACUUCCAGUACAUCUCUCUCAGGCUCACUGUACUGUGGGGAGUUGGCGUGGUCGUGAGAUACUGCAUACUGCUUCCUCUACGGAUUACACUUACAGCUAUAGGGCUGAGCUGGUUGGUGAUUGGCACAACGAUGGUGGGUUUCCUCCCCAAUUUCAGAGUGAAGGGUUGGUUGAGUGACCUGGUCCACUUGAUGUGCUACAGGAUCUGUGCAAGAGGCCUUUCAGCUACGAUACACUAUCACAGCAAACAGAACAGGCCUAAGAGAGGAGGCAUCUGUGUAGCUAAUCACACUUCGCCAAUUGAUGUCGUUAUUCUGGCUAAUGACGGCUGUUAUGCAAUGGUAGGACAGGUUCAUGGUGGUUUAAUGGGAGUCCUCCAGCGUGCAAUGGAGAGAUCUUGCCCUCAUAUCUGGUUUGAGAGAGCAGAGAUGAGAGACCGCCACCUAGUGACACAAAGGUUAAGAGAUCAUGUAAAUGACAAAACAAAGCUGCCAAUACUCAUCUUCCCUGAGGGAACUUGCAUCAAUAAUACAUCAGUGAUGAUGUUUAAAAAGGGAAGUUUUGAAAUUGGAGGAACUAUAUACCCUGUGGCUAUAAAGUAUGACCCUCAGUUUGGAGAUGCUUUCUGGAACAGCAGUAAAUAUAGCAUGGUGAGCUAUCUGCUGCGGAUGAUGACGAGCUGGGCCAUAGUCUGCAACGUCUGGUAUCUGCCUCCAAUGGCACAGAAGGAAGGAGAGGAUGCUGUGCAGUUUGCCAACAGGGUGAAAUCAACCAUUGCACAACAAGGAGGUUUAGUGGACUUGGACUGGGAUGGGGGUCUGAAGAGGGCAAAGGUGAAGGAUUCGUUUAAGGAGCAACAGCAGAAGAAGUACAGCCACAUGGUGGUGGGUGAUGACAGCAGUGACUGA